Molecule: messenger RNA, 4855 nt
Organism: Diabrotica virgifera virgifera (western corn rootworm)
Lineage: Eukaryota; Metazoa; Arthropoda; Insecta; Coleoptera; Chrysomelidae
Exons: 10
Coding region: 622-2403 (593 amino acids)
Biological process (GO): long-chain fatty acid metabolic process; fatty-acyl-CoA biosynthetic process
Molecular function (GO): long-chain fatty acid-CoA ligase activity
Source: RefSeq, a predicted model, not a curated record
AAAGCAGUCGUGAAAGCAGUUUUGCAAAUCCCGUGUACGCUAAUCGGAGGUGUGUUGUCUACGUAACACCGUACCCCGGCUAUUUAUAACUAUAAGCCGUCCAACACAGAUUAAAGGAUGCCACACAUCGACAGACGACAGUGUUCAACCACCGAUUUUCACCUUUAAGCCACCUGUCUAUACGAUCGAACCGUUGUUAUCAGUUUUAUUUACUCCAUUCCACUCUUUCAGAUUAGGAAUCGGAGAAAUUUGGACUUUGAACUUUGGUUAAAGUUAACUCUGCGAUGUUUUGUAUGUAUACACGAUACAAUUAAUUAUACAGACUAUAACUUAUAUUAUUUUAAAAGUGAACAGACUGUUUCAGAGAAAACACCACGUAUUAUUUGUGUUGUUGGUUGUUGCAUCUUUUAUCUUCGAUUUCACUCGGUUCUGGUUCAACUGUCAUUUGUAAGGAUUUCGCUAGCGAUUAUACACAAGUUGCAGCUCAUAUCAGAUAACGUCUUCAUUGUUGUUUUACCAUUCUGUUUAACCUUUGGAAUUUGCUCUAUGUAGUGAACUUAAAAAAGCACUUGAGAUAGAUAAACACAAUUAAAGACUUAUCUUUAAGACUGAAACAUCGCCAUGCUUGCCAGAAACAGAAUCGCAUUUUUGAUACAAAACUCGCCAAACGGAAUCAUCGCACUCCUUCCAAACUCUUUAGGAAAUAAGAGAACAUACAGUGUCCAAUUGAAUAAUCCUAGAAAGAGAAACGUAGUCCGAAGUAAUGAAAGAGUUGGGCAGUUUGUGAGAAACCUCGGAAGUGGAAUUGUCAAGUCUCCCCUGGGAGACAGUGAGCCGGUACCAAACUCAAAUUUAGUGGAGUAUGUGUUUGAAAAAAGUGACGAAUGGGGCGACGAAAUAGCUGCAACAUGUGCGGUAUCGGGCAGAAACUAUACCUUCAGUAUGUUGAGGUUUCUCGUCAACAGAUUCGCUCAAGCGGCUCUAUCUCAUUGCGCAAUGAAACCAAGAGAGGUUGUUGGACUGUUAUUACCGAAUAUACCUGAAUUUGUGAUAGUAUGUCAUGGAGCCAUGGAGGCAGGACUAGUAGUGACUUUCGUUAAUCCUUUGUACACACCUGAUGAAAUAAAAAGGCAGUUCCAGAACGCUGGCGUAAAAAUGAUUAUCACAGUACCAUUAUUAUUGGAAGUAGCGACAACGAUAGCACCUUCAUUAACAGGUUAUAGAACUACAGUUUGUAUUGGGGGAGAAGACGAUAUAUCAAAGAAUGUAAAUGGAUUAGAAAGUUUACUUAGAGCUGGACACGAAAGCGAAUUGCCAGGAAUAAACCCUAGGGAAUUGGCGCUGCUUCCAUAUUCCAGCGGGACCACAGGAUUGCCUAAAGGUGUAAUGUUGUCCCAUUAUAAUUUAGUGGCCAAUUUAGUACAAGGAGACAGAGAUGACUUAAUAGCGAGAAAAACAAAAGCUGGAGGACGUCACACGGUCCUUUCUGUACUGCCCUUCUUCCACAUCUUCGGAUUUAACGGAAUUUUAAACAUAGUUCUUAGAACCGGUAAUCACAUGAUUACUAUUCCGAGGUUUACUCCGGAAGACUACGCUAAAGCAUUGGAAAAUUACCGUCCUACAUUCCUCUUCGUUGUUCCUUCGUUACUCCAGUUCCUGGCGUCGCAUCCUGCCAUCACCAAAGACCAUUUAGCCAGCGUGGAAGGUAUUCAAUCUGGAGCGGCGCCUUUAACGGAAGGACUCUUGCAGAAAUUCAAGGCCAAAAUUGAUAAUCCAAAUGUAAUGAUCAAACAAGGUUAUGGAAUGACUGAAAGUUCGCCGGUGACCUUUAUCAUGCCAAAAAUGACACCACCAUCAAAAAUUGGCACGAUAGGAGUGUUGUAUCCCAGUACUGAAGCCAAAGUGGUGUGUUUAGUGUCAGGAAAAACCUUAGGCACACAUGAAUCUGGAGAACUGUUAGUCAGAGGUCCACAGAUUAUGAUGGGCUAUUUGAAUAACGAGGCUGCUACCGCUGAAACUGUUGACAAGGAGGGAUGGCUGCAUACAGGAGAUGUGGUCUACUAUGAUGAAGAUGGGUAUUUCUACAUUGUAGACAGGUGUAAAGAGCUUAUAAAAGUCAAAGGAAAUCAAGUAUCGCCCACAGAACUAGAAAAUCUCAUAAUGGAAAUAGAAGGAAUUGCAGAUGCAGCCGUCGUGGGAGUCCCAGAUACUCUAGCAGGAGAGGUCCCUAGGGCAUAUGUCGUGCGACUAGCCAACGCCAGCAUCAACGAAGAAGAUAUUCAAAGAUGGGUGAACGGCAAAGUAUCUCACUACAAGAAAUUAGUAGGAGGUGUGAAGUUUGUCGACAUCAUCCCUAGAAAUCCCAGUGGAAAGAUUCUUAGAAAUGAAUUGAAAUUAAAUUGAAAGGUUUAAUACUAAACCUGUAGAUGGAUGAAUAUUAUGAUAACGCAAAAAAUUCAUUUAUUGUCGUAUAGAUGGCAGAUUGAAAAUGUACUUUAAAAAAAAUUUUUUUUUGAAACGUUUAUUCAGCAAUCUGUUAGUUAUAAAAAUUCUAACAAUAAGCGUCUUUGGGGUUUGAAAUAAAAAAGAGUUGACGUUAGAGAGGUCAGUCCAAUGACUGGACCUCUAGGUCAGGACCUCUAGGUAGGAUUUAAAAAAUUAGACUGAAAUUAAGAAUUGAUAGUGUAAAUUAAAGAAGAGAUUGAAAUCAUAUAAAACCAAUGUUGUGCCCUGUGUAUCGUACUGUGUCUGUCCUACUAUUUUGUUGAUGUUAAAUAUUUUUAUUUAAUUUUUAAACAUCAUUCAACCGUCAAAAUUUCCUAAAAAGGAUUUGGUUUAAAUUAUUAAUUUUAUUUAUUGGAAAAAUGUGUUAUCAAUAUUGAUUGCACAUUUGUUUUGUUCUUUUUAAUGAGCCAAAAUCUAUUUGUAAAUUUAACUUAUUUCUUUUUACAUAAUGAACUUGAUUUUAAUUCUUAAUUCUUUUUACAGUCCAUUUUUCAAUGAUUUUAAUCGUUUUAGAUAUUUUAUAAAGGUAAUGUUGUGUGUCUUUAGAUUAGGAAGAUCCUUUCCUAUGCCUUCAAAUGUACCUGGCAUUUCUUAUGGCAUGGCAGCUUGGGAGCAAUUAUAUGUCUACUUUUCUAUUCGUUUUAUCGUUCAUAUGCUUUGUUUGUGGCUAGGGCCCCAAUAGUAUUCCUAUUAAGCGUAGUAUGUUCUAAAGUUUGGACGACACUUAUCAUAUAAGAUAUUGUUGUUAUAUAUUUUGUCUAAUUGAUACAAGAUUGAUAGCUUUUUUUGAUAGGUGCUCUAACCUAUCUGUAUAAUAGCCUAUUAGUGUAAGAGAUUUUAGAAAAAUAUUUUAGUACAGUCGAACCCGCUUAUUAGAGUACCGGUUAUAGGAAUAUCCCGGUUUAUGUAAUAUAAAUUCGAGGUCCCAAAACGUUUCCAUUUACCCUUUAAUAAAUUUAUCCGUUUAUUGUAAUAUGGUUUAGUAACCUAAUACCGCUUUUUAGAAUAAAUGUUUCAAGUCAACAAAUAACUUUUUAUGUACAAUUUCCUAGAAAUUUUAAAUUUGCCUGAUCUAAUGGUUUGUCGUUUUGUAUAUUAUUACGGUUUCUCAGGUACCUACCUAAUAAACACUUUAUUACUGUGUUAUGAUGAGUAAACGCUUCUCUCCCACAGAAAAUUCAAUCGUAUGCCGACAAGGUCAUAAAAUAAUUUCAUUUGUCUACAAAUUUCUAUAGGUACAUUGCCACACACUUGGAUGUUUUUAGAAACAGCAUUUUUCUAUAAGAUUAUUUAUUACCAAUAGUUGAUUGUUUGUUUGGGGGUCUUUUCUAAAACCCAAUUCCAAUUUAUUAGGUCUGGAUCCCGCGUAUGAAAAAAAAGUUGAUUAAUAGCAAGCUGAAAAUUUGUUAAUAGGUUAAGGGUGUCUAGUCGGAUAAACUUUGAUAUAUGGGAACACUGGAACAGGGGCAGUUUUAAUUGUAGAACAGGUUAAAAAUUUGGAAUGGUCAGACCACGAAAACGGCACAUUUAUUUUGUCCGACAGAACAGACUUAAACUCUCCGAACAGAGAUUAAACUCUCAUGCAAGACUCAGACUGCUAUUUAUCACCUGUCAUAAUUCCUGUCAUUUGACAUGUUCUACAUGUUCCACUCAUUAAAACGCCCAUUUGGUGAUAAAUAGCAGUCUGAUUUUUGCAUGAGAGUUCAAUCUCUGUUCGGAGAGUUUAAGUCUGUUCUGUAGGAAAAAUACAUGUGCCGUUUUUGUGGUCUGACCGUUCCAAAUUUUUAACCUGUUCCACAAUUAAAACUUCCCCUGUUCCAGUGUUCCCAUAUAUCAAAGUUUGUCCGACUAGACACCCUUAAGCUAUUAACAAAUUUUCAGCUUUCUAUUAAUCAACUUUUUUCAUACGCGGAAUCCUUAAUUGUCUAAUCGUUUCGUAAUGAUUUUUGUAAAUAAAUUAUAAAUUUUUAUUGAUAUAAAUAGACCUAAAACCAUAUGCAUAUACAUAUUGACAUAGUAUGUACUAUUAUAACGUAUAUUUGGUAGGUACAUUUAUUUCACCAUCCGCCAAUGAUCGGUUAUUAGAAUAUCCCGCUUAUAAGAAUAUUUUUGCUUGGCACGAAGGCUAUUCUAAUAAGCGGGUUCGACUGUACCUAAAUUUUAUAAAAUUUAUUCGGAUAGUUUGGCGAGUACUUGUAAAACUAGAUCAUUUUUGCAGCAUAAAUAUUAUAAUUUAUGAUAUUUAAUUUAAGAAAAUAUGACGCAAAUUGAUGAUACUUAUAACGAACUUUGAACUUAUUGUUCUCUGUAAUUAUUUUUAAUAACUUUUUUAAUAAAGUACUUAUUUUUU